UGGGAGCGUUCGAGGCUCCGCGGCCGCUCACAUCUGGCCCGGGUUUGCUCUUUACGCGUCUGUCCCGCUUGCUUCGGUCCUUCCUCUACUUUCGAGAAACCGCGUUUCCGCUUCUGGCCAAAGAGACCUUGUAGCCGAGGAGAUCCAGGUGCCGGGGAGCGGCCGGCUGUCCUGCACCCCAACAACUUUCUGAGCCCUCUUCCCAGAGGACUUUUUCCUUCCUGCCUGCUCUCUCCUUCGACAAGUCUGGUCUUCCCCCAACCUGGCUGGGAGGGGGCUCCGCCGCUGGGAGAUGCUCUAAGAGAGGCCGCGGGGAGGACGCGGGCGCCCCGCUCGCUCCCGGACGCUGGUGGCUGGAGGGAUGAAGAAAAGCAUGAAAAAUACAGCUCCAGGCAGGAAGAGGAGCCCCCCGCAUCCCGGUGCUUUCGCUGCUGUGACCCUGGUACUCCCAUGUACCAGGCCAUCCCGGUGCCACAGAUCAACAUCACCAUCCUGAAAGGUGAGAAGGGCGACCGAGGAGAUCGGGGCGUGCAAGGCAAAUAUGGCAAAACAGGCUCCGUGGGCGCCAGGGGCCACGCGGGACCCAAAGGGCAGAAAGGGUCCAUGGGGGCCCCUGGGGACCGGUGCAAGAACCACUACGCUGCCUUUUCGGUGGGCCGGAAGAAGCCCCUGCACAGCAACGACUACUACCAGACAGUGAUUUUCGACACGGAGUUCGUGAACCUCUAUGGCCACUUCAACAUGUUCACGGGAAAAUUCUACUGCUAUGUGCCCGGCAUCUACUUCUUCAGCCUCAAUGUGCACACCUGGAACCAGAAGGAGACAUACCUGCACAUCAUGAAGAACGGGGAGGAGGUGGUGAUCCUGUACGCCCAGGUGAGCGACCGCAGCAUCAUGCAGAGCCAGAGCCUGAUGCUGGAGCUUCAGGACCAAGACGAGGUGUGGGUGCGCCUCUUCAAGGGCGAGCGCGAGAACGCCAUCUUCAGCGAUGAGUUUGACACCUACAUCACCUUCAGUGGCUACCUGGUCAAGCCCGCCACGGAGCCCUAGCCGCCCGCUAGGGCUAACCUCCAUCGCCACAGGCUAACCUCCCGUUGUCCCCGUGCCCCGCCCUGCUCCGCCGGACCCCCUCCCCCACCCGGGUUUCCCCGGCCCACACGUCCCCAGCUUUGGCAUUCGACAUGACGCCCCCUCGCGGGAGUGGGAAGCAACAUCGGCUGUGUGGUCCCAGGCCCUGCCGUGUCCGCACAUGAAAUCACCAGGCGGGUGCCCACGAGAGCUCCCCUCUGUGUGCACGUCCUUGAGUGACCCCUGCACGUGUGCCACGACGCGCCAGGGUGUCCCAGAGUAAGCCACCCUUGCUCCCAUUGCUGGGAAUAAUUAAGCCAAUUCUAAAGGUUGUGAAAGGAGCAAAGUAAACCAUGGAAAAGAAAGGGAGGCAUUAUUAUUUUUGCCUUUCUGCCAGCCUCGCUGGCUCCAGGCAGGAGGGCUGUCUCCCCUCGAGGCUGCCGGAGACUUCCUGUAAGAGAAGAUCUAAAGUAGAUGCCAAGGGUGACAGGGGAAGUGGGUGGGGGGCGUGGGGACCGGAAAACCAUGUCUGGCUUAAUAUUUUAGGCCACGUAGGAAUCUUCUUGGGGGACAGCUGGACUGACGUCCACAUCCCGUGGACAUUCCUGUGGCCUUGCCCGAGGGCUCAGCUGGUCUUUCUGAGCCACAACGGCGAGGGGGUUCGAACUGGGCAGCAAGGGUCAGCUCCUCAGAGGGACAGCCAAGCCCUCGGCCGUGGCCUCUGCGUUGGUGAGCAGCCUGCCCGCCGGAACCCACAGGCUCCUGGCGGCAGAUGGCCCCUGGCAGCCAAGCUCAGUACAACCCAGCAGAGCCGUGCAUCCUGGCAUGGCUCUACCCACUCCCCCACCCCACCCUUGCAUCCUAGACGGGGCCCCCACGCCUGUCACACUGGCAUUGGCUUUCUGUCCCUCCUCUCCAACGGGUCAGCUGUGGAAGGAACCAGGGCCUUUGAUUUUGCAGCAGCUGUCAUGGUUACACAACUUCAAUAGACCCGCCUCACCCACCGUCUCAGAGUCCUGCUUCCCAGAGAGUUCACCAUUCAGCGCCCCAGCACCCUCCCCUGGGGCCUCUUUGACCAGCAGCCUAAGAGCAAUGCAGGAGGGGGCUUUCCUGGGCCCCAGAGCAGGGGGGAGCUGGAAGGGACCGGAAAGCUCCCCCCUGCCUGUCUCAGGGGCUCCUGCAUGGCUCAGCGUCUGAGGGGGUAGAGAGGGCACGUCCCAACCACCGGGGUCAGACCUCUGCUCUGAGGGGGUUGGGGGGAUGCCUGGAGUGGGGCGCUGCCUGGAUUGGUGCUGUGGCCCGUGGCUGACUUUGGCCCGGCAGCCCUUCCCCACUUCUCUGCAUCAACGCCCGGGGCCAGGGUCACCCCGUCUGCUUGGGCCCUGAGCCCCUCCAGGAGCCUUCCUUCCCACUGCCUGCCUGCUAAGCCCUGAUUGACCAAUCCCUCUGCCCUCCCUGAGCCUGGCCAUUGGGUCUGGGGUCUGCACAUCCUUCCCUCUGAAGGACUUCUGCUGGUCAGACUUUAAUAACUGUGUAUACGUGUGGGAGGGCUGGGGAGCAGGGCGCCCGCCUCCUGCUUUGUGCUGCCCCAGUGCUCUUCCAGAAAACAUUAAACGUGGAAUUGUGUGUUUCAGCA
Messenger RNA from Lagenorhynchus albirostris (white-beaked dolphin), 2704 nucleotides. It is a transcript of the gene C1QTNF1, whose product is annotated as C1q and TNF related 1. Gene Ontology annotation, molecular function: protein binding. The transcript has 3 exons. The record is from RefSeq and is a predicted model, not a curated record. NCBI's taxonomy places the organism in Eukaryota, Metazoa, Chordata, Mammalia, Artiodactyla, Delphinidae. Bases 451 to 1050 code for a protein of 199 amino acids.